Messenger RNA from Phoenix dactylifera (date palm), 3172 nucleotides. RefSeq names its product GLU-ADT subunit B (gene GATB). Gene Ontology annotation, molecular function: glutaminyl-tRNA synthase (glutamine-hydrolyzing) activity. NCBI's taxonomy places the organism in Eukaryota, Viridiplantae, Streptophyta, Magnoliopsida, Arecales, Arecaceae. Gene Ontology annotation, biological process: glutaminyl-tRNAGln biosynthesis via transamidation. The record is from RefSeq and is a predicted model, not a curated record.
CAUUUCCCUUCCUAUCGACUUUAGCGCAACGAACGGAGAUAAGAGAAAGAGCCGAGUCGCCGUACGUGUGGACAGGGGAGCGGGCCGACUGCAAUCCUAUCCGUUCGGAGAGCGGAUGAAGAGUUGUAGGGCUGCUGAAGCUCCCAUUGUUGAAUGACGUCUUCAACAAAUUGUUCUCAGCAACAGUAAGCUGAUGGCUAUCAGUUUUGAAUCCUCCCAGUCGUCAGCCAUGAUUCGACUAUCAGCUUCUCUCUUGACUAGAUGCCAACAACUCAUCACCUUCGCUCUCCAAGGCUAAGAGUUCAACCUGAAAGCUGUGCUUCCCCUUACGAUUACUGAUUUUUUUGUAUUCCUCUAUGAAAUUCCUUGCUGUUUUGGAGUUGCAAGAUCCACCCUCUUCUUCAUUUCAAUAGUGCGGAUUCUUGCCCAUGACACCCGCCAAAUGUUUGAUAGAUUACCUAAGAGACAGCUUCAUCUUUUGAGCGUCGAGUUUGGUGCUUGUUGCUGCCUUGUCUUAUAAUUUGCCAUCAACUUCUAAUGUUGCUAUGCAUGUGUACUGAGGACUUCGUCAUUGAAGUUCGUUUAUGAGCUUGGCCUUCCAGGAUGCUAUAUUCCAUCAACCAACCCACCUGUCUGCAUGCACGCCAACGGUUUGGUGCUUUGUGGAAAAGGUGCUGAUUGUGUUGUGUUUAAGCAAGCUUGCUUUAUCUAUGCUUAGCAACCAAUGUGUACAUCCCAUGCGCAUGCCACACACAGCAAAUAAGAGAGAGACCCAAGCCCCUGUCCGUGUGGACAGGGGAGGGGGCCAACUGUUCUCCAUUCAGAGAGCUGAUGAAGAGUUUAAGGGCUGCUGAAGGUACUUUGCUUGUUUGAGGCUAGUCGGACGAGGUAAUUAAAUUUAGUAACCCCUGGAGUCUGUGGAGGAACCAUGGCUUUAAUCUAUUUCCGAUGUAUCAGAAUGAACCGUCUUUUCCCCCACCCAUCAUCUCCCUUCACGAAGAAAAGCAGUGUUCUUUUCUGCACAUUGCAAGCCUCGCAUGCCCAGGUCACUACACAGGUGGAGAACCUUCAAAAUCAAAGUAAACAGAAAGAGAAAUUGAUUCAAACUGCAACUAAAAAAACAUUAGAGCACCACAAACAUGGGUAUGAAGCUAUUAUUGGUAUUGAGACCCAUGUCCAGCUGUAUACCCUUACAAAGGCCUUCUGUAGCUGCCCUUACCUCUAUGGCUCACGACCCAACACCACUAUCUGUCCCAUCUGCAUGGGGCUCCCAGGAACUCUACCAGUUCUGAAUUCAAAGGUUGUCGAGUUUGCUGUGAAAUUGGGCCUUGCACUCAAUUGUGAACUGUCCAUGAAUUCCAAGUUUGAUAGGAAACAAUAUUUCUAUCCUGACCUUCCGAAGGGCUACCAAAUAUCUCAAUUUGAUGUUCCGAUAGCAACAAAAGGGUUCAUUGAUUUGGAUCUUCCUGUAGAGUUUGGUGGUGGACAUAGGAGAUUUGGAAUAACAAGGAUUCAUAUGGAGGAAGAUGCAGGGAAGCUACUUCACUCUGAAGCAGGAAGUUAUUCACAGGUGGACCUAAAUAGGGCUGGAGUGCCAUUGCUUGAGAUUGUUUCUGAGCCUGAUAUGAGAAGUGGACUAGAGGCUGCAGAAUAUGCAGCUGAGCUACAGAGGUUGGUUAGGUACCUCGGUGUGAGUAAUGGAAAUAUGCAGGAAGGAUCUCUUCGUUGUGAUGUGAAUAUCUCUGUCCGGCCGAUUGGACAAUCACAAUUUGGGACCAAGGUUGAAAUAAAGAACAUGAAUUCAUUUUCUGCAAUGAAUAGGGCUAUAGAUUAUGAGAUAUCAAGACAGGUUCUUCUCCACAGUGAGGGUCAAAAUGAUCAGAUUGUACAAGAAACACGCCUUUGGGACGAGGCUGCUCAGAAAACUUUUACAAUGCGGAAAAAAGAAGGGCUUGCUGAUUAUAGAUAUUUUCCUGAGCCCGAUCUUCCUGAAGUUGUCCUCACGAAGGGAUUUGUUGAUGAAAUUCGACAAUCUUUGCCUGAGCUUCCAGAAGCUAAGCGUAGACGUUAUGAAAAAAUGGGUCUUAGUAUGCAAGAUGUUCUCUUCCUUGCUAAUGAUAACAGUGUUGCUGAUUUUUUUGAUGCUGCUGUCGAGAAUGGCGCCGAGGAAAAGUUGGCUGCCAACUGGAUCAUGGGUGAUAUUGCAGCUUAUCUGAAAAAUGAACGGCUAACAAUAGAUGAGAUCAAGCUAACACCAAAGGAGCUUUCUGAGCUAAUAGCCUUUAUUAAAAAUGGAACUAUUAGUGGGAAGAUUGGAAAGGAGAUACUUUUUGAGCUUAUAUCCAAAGGCGGGACUGUCAAGUCAUUGAUAGAAGAAAAAGAUCUAGUUCAGAUAGUAGAUCCUGCCACAAUCGAAGCAUUAGUGGAUAAAGUUCUUGCUGCAAAUCCCAAGCAACUUCAACAAUACCGUGGGGGCAAAACUAAGUUACAAGGAUUUUUUGCUGGUCAGGUGAUGAAGGAAUCCAAGGGUAAGGCAAAUCCAAUGCUUCUGAACAAGAUCCUCACAGAAAAAUUAAAUGCUGGGGGCUGAUAAUAUUGAAAAGAGGGCGAAGCUUAAGCUUAUAUGUAAUUUUCAUUCUGUGCUUACUAUGCAUAUGCACAUGCACAUUGAGUACAAAUUUAAGCAUGUGCUUGCCGUCGUGGGAGAGAUGAAGUGGUGAAGAUUCAGAGAGAAUGGUUCACCCAGUGUCCAUGUUUUCAUUCCAUGACUAAUGCAUGGUGUGGCAUCAACUCCUUGACUUGGGUCCUUAUUGUUCACUCUGAAGUUUUGUUGCCUUUUUGAUGUCUUGCUUGCAAAUGGGAAGAUGCAAAAGAUGCUUCUUUGAUGGUAUGAACUCCAUCACAAGUUGUUCUUAACAUCCCCAGUAUAAUUUUGAUGCAUCCUGUUGUAAAGAAGAUUUGCAAUAUCAGAGCUUGUUGGUCAUUGUCAACUGUUUCCCGAAUACUUGGAUGAGAAGGAUGCUAUGCAUAUUUUGUUCUCUAAUCUCCAAUUGGGCAGAAAUUUUUUUUUUCCCCCUCCUCACUUGUAAGUAUCAUUCUGAUUUGGCGCAUGGCACAUCUUGUAGGUUACUUUUAUUAUUAUUUCAUUUGGUUGGAGUAUUUUCUAAUGUAA